GUCAUCGCAGAAGACGCGGGGGGGACAGUAGAAACUGUAGGGCGGGUCUUAGAGGGCGUUAUUAACAAGAAUAACACUAGCACCGCCCGUCCGGGCUGCCAGCGCCACCGCGGCUACUGUUACUACCUCUCCCACUCGCGUGACUCCACAAGCGGGCGUCACGCACCUUAUCCGGUUAAUUUACAUACUAACACCGCCCAGGGGGACGAACAUGGUAAUUUACCGUCGGCUGAGAGCUAGUCGUACGAAGGAGGGGAGAGAAGAACAGCUGAAACAAAGUUUAAACGACAGAGGUUUGUUGUAAACCGAGCGGGGUGUUUCGACACGCACACACAGGCGCUCGUCGGGCUCUUUGCCCCACUUUUGGAUUACGAUAUGGACGCUUUGAAAUCCGCCGGAAGGGCAAUUAUACGGAGCCCCAGCAUCGCCAAACAGUCCUGGGGUGCGGGCAGACAUAAAAAGCUGCCGGAGAACUGGACGGACACGAGAGAGACCCUACUGGAGGGCAUGACGUUCCAGCUCAAGUAUCUGGGAGUCACGAUGGUCGAGCAGCCCAAAGGAGAGGAGCUCUCAGCAGCAGCUGUCAAGAGGAUAGUGGCAACGGCCAAAGCCAGUGGAAAAAAGCUCCAGAAAGUCUCGUUAACGGUCUCCCCUCGUGGAAUCAUCCUGCGUGACAGUGCCUCAAACCAGCUGAUAGAAAACGUCUCCAUAUACAGAAUAUCAUAUUGCACUGCGGACAAAAUGCACGACAAAGUGUUUGCCUACAUCGUCCAGAGCCAGCACAACGAGACCCUCGAGUGUCACGCCUUCCUCUGCGCUAAGAGGAAAAUGGCCCAGGCGGUAACUCUAACGGUGGCUCAGGCGUUCAAAGUGGCGUUUGAAUUCUGGCAGGCUGCCAAAGAAGAGAAAGAGAAACGAGUAAAGUCGAGUUCAGACGGGGAAGGAGCCAGCAGCUCUCAGUCGGACAGCUCGGCCAGCCAGGGCAGCCUGAAGGGAGGAGAGGUCGCUACGGGGAAACUUCUGGAUUUGGCUGAGGGAGCGAACGCGGCGCUGAUCCACUCAGGAACAAAGCAGACCCAGUCGGAUCCCUUUACGGUGCAUAAUCACGCAACAGAGAACAACAAUACUGUAUGGGAGUUGGAGGACGGUCUGGACGAGGCUUUCUCAAGGAACUUGAAUAUGAAGCACAGGAAACACGAGGUCUUCAGGUUCAAGGUUGACCGGGAAGUCCGUUGUCUCUGCUUAACGUCUGUCUGUACCAUCAACAAACUGGUCAGAGUGGAGCUGGAGGCCGCUGUGACUGAUGCUUCAAUUUGGGCUCCAUCGGCAGGCCUCUCUGAUAAGCGGCGGUGGUCUGCUGUCAAGUUUGCACUCUGCAAAUGUUUACAGCUUUUCAUUUUACUGCCAUAAAGACUCGUUCAGCCUUUUACGACUGCGUUUAUUUCCUUUGGCUCUGCUUUUCAUUCCCUCUUAAUUCUGCAGCGGGCCUCACAUUCUCUCACUUUUCAUUUAGUGGCGGGCGAAUGGGCGGCUCAGUCUCUGUAAUCAAGCACUAAGAGGCCAUUUUAGCCCCGUUAUCAGAUGAUUAUUUGUCUGCGCACACUGUAAUUACACCCUAACGCCAUUAGCCGCCCUCUCUGUGAUUAACGAGGAUGCUCCCAGCAUCAGCAGAGAUGCAUCCGCUAACUGGAAGUUCGGGUUCCCCGAGGGAAAGGUCGACUUCUUUGUCUGUCAGGAGGAGCCGAUUGUGCUGGUUGAUGUGGGGUCAGAGCGAGAGAAGGAAAAAAUUAGAGGCAAUUUGAAUCUGUGAAUGAGGAUGUCACUGAGUAAUGAAGUUAUUUACGGUUUACAGUUUAGCACGAGGAGUGAAAUAAGCUCCAGAUUAAUGGAUUGUUUACAGCACAGUAAAUGUGACUUUUUAAUCACUGCUCUGUCUGAUUAAGAAACAGCUCGGUAUCAUUUCAGAUUAAAGAAGCAGCAGCAGAGAUUAGUGGUCAGAGGGUCUGUAAUGUGGAUUAGUCGCAGUAUUACCUGGUAAACGUUUUUAAUUUAAAAAAAAAAGAAAAGCAUCUUUGAGUUCUUCCCCUUUGUUCACUGUAAAUGAGUUUUAACUUCAUGCCAAAUCUCAGAGGAUAAGUGAAGUUUUUCUGCAUUUUAAAGACAUUUUGCUGUCUUAAAUGUCUGUCUUUAAGAAAUGCAUUGGAACCUAUCUGUUAUUUAAUGGUUUAUCUUUUACUUGCUUUAGAUGGCCAUAGGUGAUGUCAGUAAGAAGGGUGUAAAGCUGACAGAAGUACAGCUAUAAGUGCUAAAUUUAUGCCCUCCAGUUUGCUGGAUUGUUCCCUCAAAGGGCCGGGUUUGAUCCCCAGAAUGAGCCAAAGUACACAGUGUUGUGAAACUGCAGGAUGUUUCACAGUACAUGAAGUAACAAGCAAUACUUGAACUUUUUGUUUUAUUUCUUUUUUCUCAUGCUCCUAAAUAAUCGUGUUCAGCUCAGAAACUUGCUCACUCUUAAAGUGAGAGCAUGCAUUCAAACUUGGUAACAUUUCCCACAGUGAUGGUUUUUAAAAGGAGCGCACGUCUGAAACAGUCUCAGAGUUCUACUGAAGGGACGCAGCACCCCUCGUUGUUGUUUGAGGACAGUGAUCUUUUAAACCGAUCGAGGCCGUUACGUGGCUUUCACUUAUGUUUCAUGUCUCUGUAUUGUCAGCCUCCCAUCAGCACAGCAGUGUUUCCUGCUAGGCUGAAGGUGAGCUCGGUGGAUCCAAACAAAGCUGCCAAGAUGCCCACACACAGAGAAACAGAGUCAUGACAA
This is a messenger RNA of Oreochromis niloticus (Nile tilapia), 2812 nucleotides long. It is a transcript of the gene ldlrap1b, whose product is annotated as low density lipoprotein receptor adaptor protein 1b. Lineage: Eukaryota; Metazoa; Chordata; Actinopteri; Cichliformes; Cichlidae. Gene Ontology annotation, cellular component: early endosome. The coding region runs from base 376 to 1410 and encodes 344 amino acids. The record is from RefSeq and is a predicted model, not a curated record. The transcript has 9 exons.